Molecule: messenger RNA, 1345 nt
Organism: Vigna unguiculata (cowpea)
Lineage: Eukaryota; Viridiplantae; Streptophyta; Magnoliopsida; Fabales; Fabaceae
Product: BTB/POZ domain protein TNFAIP protein
Source: RefSeq, a predicted model, not a curated record
UGUUACGGUGUUUCCUUUAUCUCUCGUUUUGCCUCCUAACACCUUCGCUUGCAGAUAUUUACAGAAGAAAUGGCGACAACAACCUUCAACGCUCUUCCUUCCUCGCUAAGGCUUGAACUGCCGUUUCUUCUUCCAUCGAAGCUCAACAAAGCGCGUUUUCCCUCGUUUUCGCUUCCCAACCCUACGCUCCGUCCUGUUAUCUGCAGAGCCUCGGAGUCUUCCACCGUUCCACCGAAGAAGCGUUCUUCUAACAACAGAAACUCAAAAAACAACAACAAAAAGAAAAAGAAUAGUAAGAGCAAACCUAUAACUACCGAUUCCAACUCCGUUUACAAUCUUGCUCCAUUGCCUCCACUUCCGACGUCACUUCCCAAACCACCGGCGGGAUUCGUCGUCGACGAACGAGGCAAAGUUCUUAGCGCUUCCAUGGAUCGACUUGCCACUCUAGUUGACCCGGCUAAUAACCUUUCCUUAGAGUGCGUUGUAAGGAGAGAGUUCACGAGUUCUCAAGGAGACGACUGUUUGUUGCUCUGCCCUGCUGACAUGCCUGUCCAGAUAGUGAAGCACACACCUAAUGGAUGGUCGGAUGUCAGUGAUGAGGAGCUUGAAUCUAUUCUGCCCGCUGCUGCUUAUGCACUUGCCAAGAUACAUUUGUAUCUGGUUAAUAGUGGAUACUGUUAUACGGCCCGUGGUGGAUUUUGUUAUUCGGAAGAGGACAUAUUUGACUUUCAUACAGACGAUAAAGGAGACAGCUUGCCAACUGAAGGUGUAGAAAUUGUAAACUUCAGUGUGGAAGAAGCAUAUUACAUGAUAUAUACACCAUCUGAUCCACUUCUUUUUGUAGCUGUGAAGGAUCAGAAUGGAAUUUUGCAAAUUGCUGACGAUGAACUGCUUGAGGAUCCUGCUGUCACCAGCGCUAUAGAUGAAGAGACUGAAUUUAAUGCCUUGGUGGAGGAAGAAGCUGCGCUCCUUGACGGAAUGUUGGGUGAAAGAUAACCACAUAUUUACUUUCUGCAAUAGAGCUGUCCCACACUCCCACCAAUGUUUUGCUUUUAGCGGGUUCAUUUGCAUGUUGAAGAAAGAAGCUGCUAUCUCAUAACUUAACCCGGAUCAAAAAAGUUAUCCAACAUGAAACAAACAUGCAGGUAGUAUUUUUCCUCUGAAUUGUCCCGGCUUGGUCUGUUUGCAUGUCAACAAAUAUCUGGGGAUAGAAUAGCUCCUUUGUCUGCUUGAUCAAUUUUGUAUGUAUGGUUCCUCAUUAUUUGAAGUUUAAUUUUGAUAUAUUAAUUUGUAAAUGUAAUUUUUUAUCAUGACCAUUAUGAUUGAACAGCAAUUUAUAAGUUUA